GCCCUGGCAGCUUGCGCUGUCCACGUCCCACUUGCGCGUUCCAUCUGCUUUUUCCUCGCGAGGCAAGUUGGGGGCACCAAAGUUGUCAAUUGAGCAGCUGGAGCUGUGAGAGCUGGGAGUCGGGCGCCAUGGCAGCCUGUCAAGCACCUUCUCUGUCCACUUCCUUUUCUUCUCUUUCCACAGCGGUCGCUGAGAAUUCACUGACAGGCAGAGCGACUGCACAUCGCGAGCUUUGGGCGCUGCCGCUCUUCACCAGCGGCCAGCACUCCCCUUUCUUUCCAUACGGUUCCACAAAGCUAGCAAGUAUCCAAAGAUGUUCUGCAAGAGGUGCUACUCGCAGGACAAUAUCUAUUUCCUGCCGUAGUGGAGGCCAGGUCAAGGAGUCAGACAACUUUGAUGAAAAAGCCGGGCCCCUGCCGGAAGUGAGAGAUGCACAGGUUCAGAAAAGGUCCAAGUCUGCGGUGCACGCAGCGCCAGCAGUGGCUGUGCUUGUUGCGGCAGCAAUGCUGUUGGGGAACCCGAGCGAGGGGCUGGCGGCCAGCAGCGCGGGGAGAGUGGGGGGCAGUAAGUUCAAGAGCUCCGCUCCAUCAAGGUCAUACUCACCACCAAGGAACAGUGGCGGGGGUGGUUCCAGGUCUUACAAUAACUAUAACUUGAAUAUCAACCCACCAACUUAUGCGCCACCAAUCUACGGAGGCGGUUACGGAGGUUACUCUUAUGGGGUCCCCUUCUUUGGCGGCGGAGUCCCCUUCUUUGGUCCAUCUGUCUAUGUAGGUGGAGGCGGCCUAUUGCAAUUCCUACUGGUUCCCGUCAUCCUGUACGUAGUGUUGAAUGUAGUUGGGAGCUUUUUCAGGAAUAGAGAUUAGUCAGCUUGCUCAACCCCAGCAUACACCCUGUGACUGCACAGCAGCGUGAGUGUUGCUUGUAGGCGCCCCAGAAACGUGUAUAGUAAUUUUGAAGCUUGUCCAGCCAGCUGGCUAGGGAUAGCACGGGCUGGCUCAUCGUAGUGCUCGCAACUGUACCAUCGGUUUCGAACUGACUUUGUUGUAACAAAGAACUUCAUGAGUUCGGCUUGGUCUGUAACCUCUGCGGUCUUCAAAUGAACCUUGUACGCUGUUAUUCUGCAAUGGAUGAUCGUGA
This is a messenger RNA of Klebsormidium nitens, 1140 nucleotides long. NCBI's taxonomy places the organism in Eukaryota, Viridiplantae, Streptophyta, Klebsormidiophyceae, Klebsormidiales, Klebsormidiaceae. The record is from the annotation of a GenBank genome assembly.